CGGCCUGCUGGCACUUAGAGUCCUCUUGCCUAUGCUCGCGCUUGUGCUGCCUGACAAAAAUACGGCAGCAAAUAACUGCAAUUAGAGAAAAAUUAAUUCCAUAGGAUCCACAUAUUCUUAUCAGAAAUACAGUGCAAAAUCAGUAACUUUUUGUAUUUUAGAGGCUCCGCCUAGUGUGAACGUCUGAGACCGAUUUUCAGGCAGUGUCUUGGACAACAGCAACUUUGGAGGUCCCCGGUUCGCCGAGGGUGACGUGGACCUGAGCGCGGUGGAGCGGUCUCCGGCACCGCGGCAGAAGCGGGGUUAUCACGGGGCAGUUGGUGUGUGAUCUCUGUCCUCACUGGCUCCACCAUGUCUAAGGUCUCUUUUAAGAUCACGCUGACGUCCGACCCGCGGCUGCCUUACAAAGUACUAAGCGUUCCUGAAAGUACACCUUUCACAGCAGUCUUAAAGUUUGCAGCAGAAGAAUUUAAAGUUCCUGCAGCCACAAGUGCAAUUAUUACCAAUGAUGGAAUAGGAAUAAAUCCUGCACAGACUGCUGGAAAUGUUUUUCUAAAGCAUGGUUCAGAACUGCGAAUUAUUCCUAGAGAUCGUGUUGGAAGUUGUUAAUAUCUGCUGCUCGGAACAUAGGAUUAUUUUUCAGAAUAAAUCUUGAUAUUGUUGUAAAACUGAAAUCAGGCAUUUAAAAUACUAUGAAAACAUCAAUAGUUGAUGAAAUAAUGAAGGAGCCAAAAAAGUCUCUGCCUCUUCUUGUUAUACCCACUCUGCAUGUGAAGGGGGAGUGCUUAUGCAUUGAGGAGGACACAGGAUCUUAGUCUUUCUUUCAUUGCUACCUCACAGCACAUGGAGCUAGUUCAUUGGGAUUAAAUGGAUUAUCCAACUGUGUUUUAUUACUGGAGGAUGCUUCUAAUAAUUCUGAGAACAUUUGGAAAAUUAAAAUUUAUUGAAUCUUCCUAAUUUGUCUUUGAGUUAAAAAUUUUAAAAUGAUUAUCGAUCAUCCAUGGCAGUUUGCUUGACAGCAUCUGACUUGCAGACUCAAAAAUAGUUGAAUACUGAAUUAUAUGUCAUUUUUGAUAAAGGAUGUAAACAUGUAAUUGAAUACUCAACUGUCUUAACUUUUUAUCAUUUAGGUUUUUUUUAAGUUUCAAGAUUCAUGUGUUCGUAUGAAUUUUGAUUGAAUUAUCGAAGAGCCAAAAACUGAAUUUUUUGAUAUAGCCCUUAUGUGUAAAAUUGCUAUCCUACAGUUUUAACUAUAAUCUUGCAGAAUCCAAUAGUUGUAAUGGUAAGAACUGAAAUUAAAGUAGAAGCAUCCUUUGCUGAGUUAUGCAUUCCCUUUUUAGUCUCUUAGUAGAGCUUUUAAAACAGGAAUCCUCAACAAACAUUGUCUUUCUGAGGAUAAUAUUUCUAAAUAGCAUUCAGGAAGAGAGUAUUGUAAAGAAGAUCUGAAGUUCACAGCAAAGCUCAAGAAAAUGCUAAUUGGAAAUGCUGAUUAAUUAUACUCACUGAAGUCAAACAUUUAGGAAGUGUGGAGAUUAGUCAGAUGAAUAAGAAGCCAGUUAAGGGAAGAUGGAGAAGCCCAGAUUAUCACGUUUCUAGUAAGGAGGAAAGGAAAGAAAGGGAACAGAAAGCUGUAGCAAAGUGUCACGGAAAAAGCCAGCAGGAUAGGCAGAAGUGCAGAGGCUAUGUGGGGAGAAUUGAAGGAAAAGAAAAUAGGCUAUAUUGUAAUAAAGAGCAGAAGGCAUUUGGAAAAAGCAUAGUCCUUGUCAAUGUACAGAUUUCAAAAUUCCCUUUAUGAGAAUCUAAAAAGUGAUAUGUGUAUAUGUGUAAGGGGUGAUUUUAUAUGUCCUUACAGAGAUCAGUAUCUAUGUAAAUCUUUAAAAAUGAAAUGACAGCUCAUGGUGGUUCAGAACCCAUGCUCGAUUUGCUGUAUUCUAGAUGGUGAGCUUUAUGGAGGCAGGCCUUGUGUCUGCCUUGCUCUUUCUAGACCUGGAAAGGUAGUAGGCUUUCAGUAAGUACUUGCUGAAUUAUUCACGAAUAAAGUAUCUCUAAGACCAAUUUUUAUCUUAGCAUGUUUCAGUAUCUUCCCUGUCAUAGGCUCUAGGUUCACUGGAGAAAAAAGUAUUAGGAAAUGCAACAAAAUCAGCAUCUGAAGGGGGACAUUGAUAGUUAAGUUUAAGAAAUUAUCCAGAUAUUGUUUAUAUAUUUGACAAAUGAGCAGCAAUGUUCUGAAUUGUAAAGGGAGAAAAAUCUUUGCUGAGGUAGAAAAAUAUACUUAAUGAUGUUUGGGGAAGUUUUUAUUUUGAUAAACAAAAUUUGAUGCUCAAAGACUCCCUGGUCCUUAACAAUAUGAAGCCUCAGUUAACCAGAAAUUUAUGAAUACCCAUUCCCUGAAGUUUUUGUUUAAUUUAGAUUUCCCCCCACUCUGUUUCUAGCACAAAAUCUGCCUGCUGUGUUAAAUAAAUAAAUUUAUGAUGUCCUAUACUUCAAAGUAAUUUGUUCUUUGGUUUUGAAAUUUUUAUUGUAGUACUUAAAAACAUUUUCUUAAAAAACUAGACAUUUCGUUAAGUAAACAUGAUAUGUAAGUUCUUUGUGUGGAAUAUUUUGAAGUAUUUAGUUUAAAUGCAUUAUUGACAGUAUCUUAUGAAAAUACGUUGUUAUACCGUAAGCCAUGUUUUCUACACUUUUAUUAUUAAAGCUUUUAAUCAGAAUACCUAUAGAGCCAGCUCAUAACAAAUGCAGCAAAAAAAAAAAAUGAGCAAAGGUGAAUAAUAACCAUUAGGUCAUGGAAUGAGUCUAUACUUUCAAAUGCCAGUCCUAUUUCAGGAAAGAAAAAAAAGUUUAUCAUAAUUGUCUUGGCUAGUUAGUCCCAAAGCUGGCUGAUUAUCCAAAUCACUUAGGGAAUUAAAAAUAGAUUUCUGCAAACUACUCCUAAAGUUCAGAUUUAUUAAAUCUGGAAUAGUGUAUAAGAAUCUCUUUACAAAGAGCAGUCCUGGUGAGCUCUUUUGUGUAGCUGGGUUUGAGAAUGAUAAGGCCAACUUUUUCAUGUUAUAGGUGAACAAAAUGAAGUCUAAGGGGUCAAAGGAACUAGCAGAUGUUAUAGAAUCUUGGAAAGUACACAUAUCACUGCUUGGUUCUCCAGUAUCUGAGUAAAUGCAAAGAUGCUAGUUAAUUGUCUCACUAGUAAUAAAGCUGCCUUUUAAAGUGUUUAAAGUCCAAUGAUUUUUUGAAUAUUUUAUUUCUUAAGAUUAGUUAUUUGAAAGGAAAGUCAAUGGGGAGAAAGUUUCAUUUAAGCCCCCUCUUUCUGAAUUAAGAUAUCGAAAAUAUCUACCAUGUCUUUUUACCUAAGGACCUUGAAUAUUUGUGACUUGGAAGCGUUAACAUACUUUAAUGGAGCAUUAAAUAUACUAUGAAUUAGGUGAGUGCAUAUUAAUAUUCUCAAGGCUAUUUAUAAGACUGCAAAUUACAUAUAUAUAUAUGUAUACGUGUGCAUAUAUCUAUGACUUACAUAUGCAUGUUAUGGUUUAUGUAUGUAAUUCACACAUGUAUGCCUUUUAUAUAAAUAUGUGAUUUAUAUAUGUAGCUUACCCAAAAAAUGUAUUAAGUAUCUCAUGUCAAGUACUUUGAUACUUUCACUUCACAGUGUGAAAAUAUCCCCAUUUUACAGAAAAAGAAACUUAAAGAGGUUGAUAAUUUGAAAUUCAACUCCUUGUUUGACCUUGGUACUCUUCACAUUAUACUAGGAGAAUUUUUCAGUAUCUUUUUUCACAAUAUACUAGGUCUGUGUUGAAUAUUUUAAAAAUGUAAAUGAAAUGUGUAAGGCUUAAAUUCUCAUUUUAGAGUACUGAAUAUGUGUAUCAUGAUCAUAAAUGGCAUUACUUCUGAAUAUAUGGUAUAAACAUGGUAAAAUUAUAUAGGACAUUAAGUAAUAGCCAGUCAAAUAAAGAUAAUUAUGAUUCUGGUGCUACUACAUAGGUUGGCAUAAUGGAAGUAGGACUGACCCCAUAUGUAUUGACCACAUCAGUUCGUUUUUUUUUAAUUUUAUGUAUCUUGCACCUGCAGCUGCAAAGAUUAGUCCCCUAGUAACUUGCUUUUCCAACUAGACUGUUACUCAUAAGGCUCUGCACUACAGAAAUUAUGGAACUACUCUCUGAUAGCGUUAGAGAUAAAUCAUUAUUUAAACCAGGCUAUUUAAUUGAAAGAGACAUUCUCAAAAGGCUCAGUCUCUCCAAUCUUAUCCUCAUCCUCCAAAUUGCCUAAGCCAAAUAUUUGGAACUUACUAGUUUUUUUAAAAUUUUUUCUUAACCAUAGCAAAUGAAUCAAAAUUCUAUUGAUUCUUUUUGCAAAAAUAUAUCUUCUAGCCACCUCGAAUGUCUAAUUAAAGCCCCUGUCUUCUGUUAUAUGCUGUUAUCAAAGCUUUGGAUAUAUUUCAUCUUUCACACUUGUUGAACUGAGCUUUUUGAUGUGGAGAGAUGAUCAUGUAGUUCAACUUGUCAAAAUCCUAUUGAAUAAAAAUCUAUACUUUUCACGA
Pteropus alecto (black flying fox) is the source of this 4528-nucleotide messenger RNA. RefSeq names its product ubiquitin fold modifier 1 (gene UFM1). The transcript has 6 exons. The record is from RefSeq and is a predicted model, not a curated record. Lineage: Eukaryota; Metazoa; Chordata; Mammalia; Chiroptera; Pteropodidae. Gene Ontology annotation, cellular component: cytoplasm; nucleus. The coding region runs from base 352 to 609 and encodes 85 amino acids. Gene Ontology annotation, biological process: protein K69-linked ufmylation.